GGUUUGAUAAGGUGAAGGACAUAUCCUGUCUCAGGCGAUGUCUGUGUGAAGGUGGCGGCUUGUGGGAGCAGGGUAGACGACGAAGAUGUGGCUGGCGGUAGUUUGUGUUCUAAACGUAUAUUGCUUAUCAGUGUUUGCGAAAAUUCCAGCUGGCUAUAUUCUCAAAGUCACCCCUCACUGUGGGGAACAUCCGGAUCGUCCCGCCGUGGUUACCAUAGUAACCGACCUGAGCGUUGGGGCCAAGGCUGAAUGUGCAGAGAGAACUGUACCCUUCAAGACUUCUGACGGUGUCAACUUUAAGCUGCUUGUAGGCUAUCCGGGUCACAGUAAUCUCCCUUGUGUCUUCAAGAAACAGCAGCAAGUGUCGACGUUUGUCGUCAAAGUCUUGGCAUCAUACGGUGAUGUUGGGAGACUGAUGCCUCAACAAGAGGAGGUUACCAUCACCUGUACCUUUGAUGCCAACGCUGCCGGUGACACACAGGCACAUAACAUCAGCCAGAGGUCUGAAUUAUUUGUCAUGUGUUGUAGACUUCUUACACCGAAGGAGAUCCAAAGUCACAUGGGCCAGGGGAGCAACGCAACUUUCACCCUGAGAUUGACUGAUAUCCGUGGCAAGGACCUGGCAAGCAGUGCAGUCCAUCUGGGCCGAACAGUUCAGUUGAGGGCAUAUGCUGUCGGACUGCCUCAGGAUUCCAACGUGAUGCCGGUAUCCUGUGAUGCGGUGUCCACCGUCAGCGGGGCACGGUAUUCUAUCCUCAGAGCAGGGUGUGGGGACGGGGUGGUCAUCAGUAAGACUGAUGGAUUCAGCAGCUUCAGCAGCGAGUCAAGAAGUCCAUACUUCCAAACCUUCAGGCUGGAGGACGACUCGCAGCUGAGGUAUGAGUGUAACUUCACGCUCUCUAAAAGACCCAGCGGCAGUGAUUGCCAGAUUGCACAAUGUUCAUGCUGGGGCGCCAACACCAACUGCUGCUACACGUGUGAGGACGUUCAUGUCGCCUACGACGAUCAGUACUGGGAGAUGGAUGAGGAGUUGAUUGCGCAGUGCUCUGGUUCGCCGUGUACGGUGAAUUCAUGUCACAAUGAGAGAGCCCGCAGAAAUACAGCCAAAAACAAGGACUGGUCGUCUCGGAGUGAUGACAUUGCCAGUAUUCCUCUGCAGCCGGCGCCGUUAUUUACGGUACAAACCACGUAGUAAUCGUGGGCUCUCUGGUAUGAAUGUAGUUUCAGCUAUAAAGAAUAAAGUGACUUGAUAUUU
This is a messenger RNA of Haliotis rufescens (red abalone), 1255 nucleotides long. RefSeq names its product vitelline envelope sperm lysin receptor-like. NCBI's taxonomy places the organism in Eukaryota, Metazoa, Mollusca, Gastropoda, Lepetellida, Haliotidae. Bases 86 to 1192 code for a protein of 368 amino acids. The transcript is spliced from 12 exons. The record is from RefSeq and is a predicted model, not a curated record.